AUGUCCACCUCAGCGCUUCAUAUUGAGCCAGCUCUUCCUCUCACCGUCUCUGUCAACCAGACCCAAACAUUCACUUGGUUUCGCACCGACGACGACUCUCCACUCAACAUUGACCUCAAGGCAAUUCCGAUCACUGGUAGCCCGAAUCAAGAUUUCAAGCAUCACCACAACGAUGUCGGUUCCAGGACGACUGCAGCUGCUAAUUUUCGUUCCCGACCAGUGGAAUUUCUCGGCCCCCUCGCCGAGCGCGAACUUAUCCGAUCAAGGAACGGGUCUACCGCAUUGACAUUUUCCAACGCAACGUCAUUUUUGAUUGUAGCAGUGGGACGGCAGUCCCUUGGAGAGAAACCCUUCUUUACUGCGAGUGGGACGGUGUUAGCGACUAUCAGAGCAGCUGCUAACGCCAAUCCCACAUCGGCUACAUCUACUACCGGGGCGAGCUCGAACACCCUAAGUAUGGAGAAUCCGACGUCAACGUCCGCACCGAGUAUUCCUCUCACAACUUCCCCCUCGUCGUCUAUCUUUCCAUCUCAGCCAGAGAAUUCACAACCUCACAAGUCAAAUCCCGGUGCUAUUGUUGGUGGGGUAUUGGGCGUACUUGUCGCGCUUGUGGCCGCUACCCUUCUGUUUUUCAGUUUGAAACGACGGAGGAAAAAGCUGAAAUAUAACCUUGAUCCGACCUCUUAUUUGGACACGACGUCAUCUUCCGGUUCCGAUGCACCUUACAUGAAUAUUACGGAACAAAGAAUGCAGAUGAUUGCACAACGGGAACACUUGGAUCGUGAGUUAGAUGCCUAUGAGCAAUCAUCUCGAGAGUCGGACUCGAGAGGUAGGCCCGCUGUUCCCGAUGGUAUUAACGACGAAGAUGACGUCGUACAAGUGCUUCGUCGUCAGAUGGAAGUUCUAACACAGAGACUAGCGACUGUGGAGGCAGGGAUGGCACCACCCGAUUACAGCUCUGGUACAUAG
Marasmius oreades (fairy-ring Marasmius) is the source of this 969-nucleotide messenger RNA. RefSeq lists its product as uncharacterized. Lineage: Eukaryota; Fungi; Basidiomycota; Agaricomycetes; Agaricales; Marasmiaceae. The transcript has 6 exons. The record is from RefSeq and is a predicted model, not a curated record. The coding region runs from base 1 to 969 and encodes 322 amino acids.